Lucilia sericata (common green bottle fly) is the source of this 1700-nucleotide messenger RNA. RefSeq lists its product as uncharacterized. The coding region runs from base 133 to 1392 and encodes 419 amino acids. The transcript is spliced from 3 exons. Lineage: Eukaryota; Metazoa; Arthropoda; Insecta; Diptera; Calliphoridae. The record is from RefSeq and is a predicted model, not a curated record.
CUGACUUGUCUCUUUCGUGUACAAUUUUUUUUUGCAACUCUAUGACAAGAAUAUUAAACAUUAAAAAUCCCAACUCUGCCGUUUUGUUUUUGUUAGUUUAAAAUUUUUUGCCUGUUGAGCUAGAGAUUUAAAAUGAAAAUUAUAUUAAAAAAUACACGUAAAGAAGUGGAAAUAUAUAAAAGCGCCGCCGACUACAAUGGAGAGCAAGAUAAAGCAGAAGAUAAACUUGAUACAAAACCCAUGAUUUUACAGGAAGAUGAUUUUUGGACAUAUUUAGAUAUGAAUGCUAAUAAUAUUCAAAUAUUAACACUUGAAACUGAAACUUCUUGUGAAGAAUUUCUGAUGGAUGUAAUAAGUUGUGAGACAUUUUAUUGUAAUUUUCACAAUAAGGUAUUGAAGAAUUUAAAACACCUAAGGAAAUUAAAAGUGAUGUCAACGAAUAUGUUUCGCUUUACUAAUGAAUUUUUUAAUACACUCAAUAACUCUUGUACUGAACUGGAAAGUCUGAGCUUAUAUUAUUGUAAUGUAAAGGAAUUUACACCGGUUUCUACAUUAAAGGAACUAGAAUUGAAGCACUGCAAUGGUUUUACUUGGAAUAAUUUUCAAACAAUAUUAGGUGAAAUGAAUUUAAAAGCUAUUACUUCCUAUGCUACUCGUUAUAAGGGUAAAGUCGAAUACUUUGAAAUUGUCUCAAAUUUGGAACAUAUAAGUUUGCAUUACAACAUCGUCAACAAUAUUAAAAUCUUAUUCCGCAAAAAUCAGGAAAAACUUAAAAAUCUUAAAACAUUAGAUUGGGCUCUUGAUUUUACUAAACAUUUAUGGAUUAAUGCCACAAACUGUCCAAAUCUUGAAACUUUAACAGUGAAACCUCGAAAUUUAUUAUUUGAAAACUUACCGGGUUUUAUGUAUUUAAAAACAUUAAACUUAAAUGUAUAUAAUGAUUUCUUUGAUUCGGAUAUAGUUCAUGUUAUAAAACAUUCAACAAUAAAGAAUUUCACUAUUAAUAUGGCAAAUUAUAAUUGGUUGAUUGAUAUGUAUGAAUAUAAUAAAAGUUAUGAUACUGAAUGGGCAAAUUUGAAAACAGAUCUGUUGCAUAUACAACUUAAUUAUGAUAAAACAUUAUCGCCCAUUUUGCAUAAUUGGUAUAAAUUAUUGGAGAAUAAUCAUAAAUUAACUCUCAAACUGAAAUUUGGCAAUUUAAUUGAUAGACCUGCUUUGGAAGAGAUUCUAGGUAAUCAAAGUUUUCCAAAACGUUUAAAAUCAAUCAACAUAUGUGGCGAAAUUAUUGAUUGCAGUGAACUUAAGAGUAAUUAUUCUACUGUGAUUGAAAAAGCGACAAUUAUAAUACAAAACAAUAAACUGAAUGAAAAUAAUCAAUAUAUUUUAUUAUAAAAUUAUGUAUUUAGUUUCGAAAACUAAUAUCCCUGAAUAAAAAUAAUCAAUAUAUUUUAUUAUAAAAUUAUGUAUUUAGUUUCGAAAACUAAUAUCCCUGAAUAAAAAUAAUCAAUAUAUUUUAUUAUAAAAUUAUGUAUUUAGUUUCAAAAACUAAUAUCCAUGUAGAAAAUAACAUAUUUGGUUGAUAAAAAUGUUAAUUAUAAAUUAACUAUUUUGCAAAUGACUACAAAUUGGUUUAAAUCUCAUGCAGAUAUCAACCAAACAUAUUGUUUAGAAAUAAACUUAAGAAAGAAAUAAAAAUUAAA